AUGGUAUUCCAGAAUGUCCCUCCAGAUCUCUCUAUCUGUACCUUUGUGUUGGAGCAAUCCCUGUCUGUUCGGGCUCUUCAAGAGAUGCUGGCAAACAAUGAGGAGAAAGCAGAAGGGGCAACUCAAGGAGGAGGCCAUCGGACCCUCCUGUAUGGACAUGCAGUGUUGCUCAGACAUUCCUACAGUGGAAUGUAUCUCUGUUGUUUGUCCACCUCUCGAUCCUCAACAGACAAACUAGCCUUUGACGUUGGAUUACAGGAAGAUACAACAGGGGAAGCGUGCUGGUGGACUAUACACCCUGCAUCUAAACAACGUUCGGAAGGUGAAAAGGUACGGGUGGGAGAUGACCUUAUCUUAGUCAGCAUUUCGUCAGAGCGGUACCUGCAUUUGUCAUAUGGCUGUAGCAGUUUACAUGUUGAUGCCGCAUUCCAGCAAACUCUCUGGAGUGUUGCUCCAAUUUGCUCUGGAAGUGAAGUAGCACAAGGAUACCUAAAAGGAGGAGAUGUGCUGCGGUUACUGCAUGGACACAUGGAUGAAUGUUUGACUGUGCCUUCAGGAGAACUCGGAGAAGAACAGCGGAGGACAGUUCAUUAUGAAGGCGGAGCAGUGUCCAUUCAUGCUCGAUCACUGUGGAGGCUGGAGAUGCUGAGGGUCGCGUGGAGUGGAAGCCAUAUCAGGUGGGGUCAGCCAUUCCGACUGAGACAUGUUACAACAGGGAAGUACUUGAGCCUCAUUGAUGAGAAAGGCCUUCUUCUAAUGGGCAAAGAAAAAGCUGAUGUAAAAAGCACAGCUUUCUGCUUCAGAUUGUCCAAGGAAAAACUGGAUACAGGAAUAAGAAAAGAGGUGGAUGGAAUGGGAUCCCCAGAGGUUAAAUAUGGAGAUUCAGUGUGCUUUAUUCAGCACCUAGACACUGGACUUUGGCUCACCUAUCAGUCUGUAGAUGCAAAAUCAGCUCGGAUGGGAACUGCUCAACGUAAAGCCAUAAUGCAUCACGAAGGCCACAUGGAUGAUGGCUUAACUCUCUCACGCUCUCAGCAUGAAGAAUCAAGGACAGCACGGGUUAUCCGCAGCACAGCUUUUCUCUUCAACAGGUUUAUUAGGGGCCUUGAUACUCUCAAUAAAAAAGGGAAGUCCACAGCCAUCGAUUUGCCCAUUGAGUCAGUUAGCCUGAGCUUGCGGGAUCUGAUUGGUUACUUUCAGCCACCUGAUGAACAUCUGGAACAUGAAGAACGACAGAACAGAUUGCGAGCAUUGAAGAACAGACAAAAUCUCUUCCAGGAAGAGGGAAUGAUUAACUUAGUUCUUGAGUGCAUUGAUCAUCUCAACGUGUACAGCAGUGCAGCUCAUUUUACAGAUGUAGCCGGGAAGGAAGCAGGAGAGUCAUGGAGAGCAAUUCUAAAUUCUCUGUAUGAGCUACUUGCUGCCCUGAUCAGAGGCAAUCGCAAAAACUGUGCCCAAUUUUCUGGUUCCUUGGACUGGUUAAUAAGCAGACUAGAGAGAUUAGAAGCUUCUUCUGGAAUUCUUGAAGUUUUGCACUGUGUUCUUGUGGAAAGUCCUGAAGCUUUGAAUAUUAUCAAAGAAGGGCACAUUAAGUCUAUAAUUUCCUUGCUAGAUAAACAUGGAAGGAAUCAUAAGGUUUUAGAUGUGUUGUGCUCUCUGUGUGUGUGUCACGGAGUUGCUGUGCGAUCUAACCAGCAUCUAAUUUGUGACAACCUGCUACCAGGAAGAGACCUACUGUUACAAACACGACUCAUCAACCAUGUCAGCAGUAUGCGACCAAAUAUCUUUCUGGGAAUAAGUGAAGGUGCUGCCCAAUACAAGAAGUGGUACUAUGAAUUAAUCGUGGACAAUAUUGACCCCUUUGUGACAACAGAAGCUACACAUCUUCGAGUUGGCUGGGCUUCAACAGAUGGUUACUCACCGUGCCCUGGAGGGGGUGAGGGAUGGGGAGGGAAUGGCGUUGGAGAUGACCUUUACUCCUAUGGAUUUGAUGGACUCCACUUAUGGGCAGGCUGUGUUGCCCGAACGGUAAAUUCACCAAAUCAGCACCUCCUAAAAGCUGAUGAUGUUAUCAGCUGUUGUCUGGAUUUAAGCGCUCCAAGCAUUUCCUUCCGAAUUAAUGGGCAACCAGUACAGGGGAUGUUUGAAAACUUCAACACUGAUGGGCUCUUCUUUCCUGUGGUCAGCUUCUCUACAGGAGUAAAAGUCCGUUUUUUGCUUGGCGGUCGUCAUGGGGAGUUUAAGUUCCUGCCACCUCCAGGUUAUGCUCCUUGUUUUGAAGCCUUGCUUCCGAAAGAGAAGAUGAGGGUGGAACACACUAACGAAUACAAACAAGAUCAUAAUGGUGUCAGGGACCUCCUUGGCCCUAACAUCUCACUCACUCAAGCUGCCUUUACACCAAUGCCUGUGGGUACAUCUCAGAUUGUACUCCCACCUCACCUGGACCGAGUUCGAGAAAAGCUAGCAGAAAACAUCCAUGAGCUCUGGGUGAUGAACAAAAUUGAGCUUGGCUGGACAUAUGGGCCGAUCCGGGAUGACAACAAACGGCAACAUCCUUGUCUGGUGGAAUUCUCCAAAUUACCAGAACAGGAACGAAAUUACAAUUUGCAGAUGUCACUUGAAACCCUGAAGACCCUUAUGGCUUUGGGUUGCCAUGUAGGCAUUACUGAUGACCAGGCAGAAGAAAAGGUGAAGAAACUAAAGCUUUCCAGGAACUACCAGCUGCCAAGUGGCUACAAGCCAGCUCCGAUGGACCUGAGCCACAUCAAAUUAACCUCAACCCAGGAGGCAAUGGUGGACAAACUGGCGGAGAAUGCUCACAAUGUCUGGGCCAGAGAUCGCAUCAGACAAGGCUGGACGUACGGCAUUCAGCAGGACAUCAAAAACAGAAGAAACCCUCGUCUGGUUCCAUAUACCCUUUUGGAUGAACGCACCAAAAAGUCCAACAAAGACAGUCUGCGUGAAGCAGUUCGGACACUUCUUGGCUAUGGAUAUAAUUUGGAGGCACCAGACCAGGACCAUGCUGCAAGAUCUGAUCUGCUGAGCAGCGUGGCUGAGAGGUUCCGCAUUUUCCGAGCUGAGAAAACCUAUGCAGUGAAAAGUGGGAAGUGGUACUUUGAAUUUGAAGCAGUUACUGCUGAAGAUAUGCGCGUUGGCUGGACCAGACCAGGCUGUCGCCCAGAUCAGGAGCUGGGGACAGAUGACCAGUCCUUCGUUUUUGAUGGUUUCAAGGCACAACGGUGGCACCAGGGCAACGAGCACUUUGGCCGUUCAUGGCAGGCCGGGGAUGUUGUAGGCUGCCUGGUCGAUAUGAACGAGUACACCAUGACAUUCACUCUGAACGGGGAGGUUCUGCUGGAUGACUCGGGAUCUGAACUCGCGUUCAAGGACUUUGAAGUUGCAGAUGGUUUUAUUCCAGUAUGUAGUCUGGGGCUCUCUCAAGUUGGCAGAAUGAACUUUGGCAAUGAUGUUGGCACCCUGAAGUACUUCACCAUUUGUGGGCUGCAAGAAGGAUAUGAGCCCUUUGCUGUGAACAUGAACAGAGACAUCACAAUGUGGUUUAGUAAACGGUUACCUCAGUUUGUACCUGUACCUGCAAACCACGAACAUGUUGAGGUGACACGAAUAGAUGGCACUGUUGACAGCUCGCCCUGCUUGAAAGUCAUACAGAGGUCAUUUGGAUCUCAAAACAGUAACACAGACAUUGCUUUCUAUCGUCUGAGCAUGCCCAUUGAAUGUGCAGAAGUGUUCUGCAAGGUGUCCAUUGGUGGUUUGGCAAAUACCAAUAUCCUACCUCAGAAAAAUGAAAUUGAAGAUUUUGAUGCAGACUCUGAUUUUGAAGUUUUGAUGAAAACAGCACAUGGACAUCUAGCCUCAGCCACAGCAGAAAAAGAGAAAGAAAGUGCCAAAACAGAGUUCAACAACCAUAAGGAUUACAAUCAGGAAAAACCUUCUCGUUUGAAACAGAGGUUUAUGUUAAAAAGGACGAAACCUGAUUAUAACUUGGCUCACUCUUCACCUCGACUUACGGAGGAGGUACUGGCAGAGGACAGGGAUGAUUAUGACUUUCUGAUGCAGACAACAACAUACUAUUAUUCUGUGAGAAUAUUUCCUGGUCAGGAGCCAACUAAUGUGUGGGUCGGUUGGGUUACCUCAGAUUUUCAUCAGUAUGACGCUGCGUAUGAUCUGGAGAAGGUUCGCACUGUGACGGUAACACUAGGAGAUGAGAAAGGAAAAGUUCAUGAAAGUGUCAAGCGAAGCAAUUGCUACAUGGUGUGGGCAGGAGAAAGCACAAGCCCUGGACAGAGCCGUAAUAACAAUGGGCUGGAAAUAGGCUGCCUAGUGGACACUGCCAGUGGCUUAUUGACAUUCACAGCCAAUGGCAAGGAAUUAAAUACUUAUUAUCAGGUGGAACCAAGCACAAAACUGUUUGCAGCAGUAUUUGCACAAGCCACAAGCCCCAAUGUGUUCCAAUUUGAACUCGGAAGAGUUAAGAAUGUAAUGCCCCUGUCAGCUGGAUUGUUUAAAAGUGAGCGCAGGAAUCCAACACCACAGUGUCCUCCUCGGCUUCAUGUGCAACACCUUACCCCUGUGCUGUGGAGCAGGGUGCCAAAUGAAUUCUUAAAGGUGGACAUCAGUCGUGUUAGUGACCGCCAUGGAUGGCAGGUGCAAUGUACAGAACCAUUAAGAUUCAUGUCUUUACAUAUUCCUGAAGAGAACAGGGCUUUGGAUAUCUUGGAACUCACAGAGCAUGAGGACCUGCUGAAAUUUCACUACCAUACCUUGCGUUUGUAUUCCGCAGUUUGUGCUCUGGGUAAUAACCGAGUGGCCCAUGCCCUGUGCAGCCAUGUGGAUGAGUCUCAAUUGCUGUACGCGAUAGAAAAUAAAUAUGUACCUGGUUUGCUGCGGACAGGUUAUUAUGAUCUACUCAUUGACACUUACCUUAGCACCUACGCCACUGCUAGGCUGAUGAUGAACAAUGAGUUCAUUGUUCCGAUGACAGACGAGACCAAGAGCAUUACUUUAUUCCCGGAUGAUAACCAAAGCCAUGCAGUCCCUGGAGUAGGCCUCAGCACCUCACUCAGGCCCAGAAUGCAGUUUUCCUCAGCCAGUUUUGUCACCGUGACUGGGGAGUCUUUCCAAUACAGCCCAGAAUUUCCGCUGGACAUCCUGAAGGCCAAAACAAUUGAGAUGUUGACAGAAGCCGUGCAGGAAGGCAGUCUCCAUGUCCGAGACCCAGUUGGCGGCACCACCGAGUUCCUUUUCGUCCCCCUGAUCAAGCUCUUUUACACACUCCUUAUCAUGGGUAUUUUUGGCAGUGAAGAUUUGAAGCAUGUUUUACAGCUCAUUGAGGCCAGUGUGUUUGCUGAAGAUACUCAGACGACAGAGGAAAAUGAAAUGAAUGAAAAGGAUAUAAGUAAAAAUGACCAAAAAACGGAAGGAGGUGAUGAAGAAUUCAAAAGCGACAAAGUUCCCCAAGAAGGUCUACUGCAGAUGAAACUCCCUGAGCCAGUUAAACUUCAGAUGUGCCACCUUUUGCAGUAUUUGUGUGACUGUCAACUACGACACAGGAUUGAAGCCAUUGUCGCCUUUUCAGAUGAUUUUGUACUAAAGCUUCAGGACAACCAAAGAUUCCGAUAUAACGAAGUGAUGCAGGCAUUAAACAUGUCUGCUGCAUUGACUGCCAAGAAAACGAAAGAAUUCCGAUCACCUCCACAGGAGCAGAUUAACAUGUUGCUGAGUUUCAAGAAUGACAGGCGAGAAUGCCCCUGCCCUGUAGAAAUCCGUGAAGAGCUGUUGGAUUUCCAUGAAGACCUCAUGGCACAUUGUGGCAUUGAACUCGAAGAAGAAGAAGCGAAUAAUGAUGACAGUGAUUCUACAAUCAGAGGGCGACUUAUGAACUUGGUAGAAAAAGUGACCUACUUGAAGAAAAAGCGGGAAGAGAACCCGGUGGAACAGGAGACAAAGAAGCCCACUACUCUACAGCAGUUGAUCUCUGAGACCAUGGUACGAUGGGCCCAGGAGUCAGUGAUUGAAGACCCAGAGUUAGUUCGGGCCAUGUUUGUGCUGUUGCAUCGGCAGUAUGAUGGCAUUGGUGAGCUGGUUCGUGCUUUACCCAAGACAUAUACAAUAAAUGGAGUGUCCGUGGAGGAUACAAUCAACUUGCUUGCUUCACUGGGCCAAAUCAGAUCUCUUCUAAGUGUCAGAAUGGGUAAAGAAGAGGAGAAGUUGAUGAUCCGUGGGCUUGGGGACAUCAUGAAUAACAAAGUAUUUUACCAACACCCAAAUCUAAUGAGAGCUCUGGGGAUGCAUGAGACGGUGAUGGAGGUGAUGGUGAAUGUGCUUGGAGGUGGAGAGUCCAAGGAAAUUAUCUUCCCAAAGAUGGUCGCCAAUUGUUGCCGUUUCCUGUGCUAUUUCUGUCGAAUUAGCAGGCAAAAUCAAAAAGCCAUGUUUGACCACUUAAGCUAUUUAUUGGAAAACAGCAGUGUUGGAUUAGCUUCUCCUUCAAUGCGAGGGUCUACUCCUUUGGAUGUUGCAGCAGCAUCUGUAAUGGACAACAAUGAACUUGCCUUAGCAUUGCGAGAGCCCGACUUAGAGAAAGUUGUUCAAUAUUUAGCUGGCUGUGGCCUCCAGAGCUGCGCUAUGCUAGUUGCCAAGGGUUACCCAGAUAUUGGGUGGAAUCCUGUGGAAGGGGAGCGGUAUCUGGAUUUUCUCCGGUUUGCAGUAUUUUGCAACGGCGAGAGUGUGGAAGAGAAUGCCAAUGAGGUUGUAAGGUUGUUGAUACGUCGCCCCGAGUGCUUUGGCCCAGCUCUGAGAGGAGAAGGUGGGGACGGGCUUCUCGCUGCUAUGGAGGAAGCUAUAAAGAUCUCUGAAGAUCCAGCAAGAGAUGGCCUGUCAUCAACUGAUGAAUCUAGUAGAAGGCUAGACCUUGAAGAAGAGGAAGAUGACACCAUUCACAUGGGGAAUGCUAUCAUGACCUUCUAUUCUGCUUUAAUUGAUUUAUUGGGUCGUUGUGCGCCAGAGAUCCAUCUCAUUAAUGCAGGCAAAGGGGAGGCAAUCCGAAUUAAAUCCAUUCUCCGUUCAUUGAUUCCGCUGGAAGACUUGGAAGGAGUUGUCAGCAUUCCCUUCCAGAUGCCAACAGUUGCGAAGGAUGGCACGGUUGUGGAGCCGGACAUGUCAGCAGGAUUCUGUCCAGAUCACAAAGCCGCCAUGGUUUUAUUCCUGGAAAGGGUAUACGGAAUCGAAGAGCAAGAUUUCCUUUUACAUCUGCUGGAAGUUGGCUUUUUGCCAGACCUCCGUGCUGCUGCCUCGCUGGACACGGCUGCCUUGAGUGCUACAGAUAUGGCAUUGGCACUGAAUCGAUACCUGUGCACUGCUGUUCUGCCACUGUUAACCAAGUGUGCCCCACUUUUUGCUGGUACAGAACAUCAUGCGUCUCUUAUUGAUUCCUUAUUGCACACUGUCUACAGGCUGUCUAAAGGGUGCUCCCUCACUAAGGCCCAGAGGGAUGCCAUUGAGGAGUGCUUACUAGCAAUCUGUGGCCAAUUACGACCAUCCAUGAUGCAGCACUUGUUGAGGAGAUUGGUGUUUGAUGUCCCCUUGCUGAACGAACAUGCAAAGAUGCCUCUGAAAUUAUUAACUAAUCACUAUGAAAGGUGUUGGAAGUAUUACUGUCUUCCUGGAGGUUGGGGUAGCUUUGGAGCAACUUCAGAAGAGGAACUUCAUCUCUCCAGGAAGUUGUUCUGGGGGAUUUUUGAUGCCCUGUCCCAGAAGAAAUAUGAACCAGAGUUAUUUAAGUUAGCUUUGCCCUGUUUGAGCGCUGUUGCAGGGGCCCUGCCUCCAGAUUACAUGGAAUCCAACUAUGUGGCAAUGAUGGAGAAACAAUCGUCAGUGGAUACUGAAGGAAAUUUCAACCCGCAACCCGUAGAUACUUUAAGUACAACCCUGCCGGAAAAGUUGGAUUAUUUUGUUAACAAAUAUGCAGAACACAGUCAUGACAAGUGGGCAAUGGACAAGUUUGCAAAUGGAUGGGUGUAUGGUGAAACAUGCAAUGAAGCUGCCAAGGUUCAUCCUUUGCUAAAACCAUUCAAACUUCUAUCUGAAAAGGACAAAGAAGUGUAUCGUUGGCCAAUAAAGGAGUCUCUAAAAACAAUGGUUGCCUGGAGUUGGACAAUUGCGCGAACGAGAGAAGGUGAAUCCAUGGUCCUAUAUAACAGAACACGCCGAAUAUCUCAGUCAAGUCAGGUUUCUGUAGAUUCUGCACAUGGGUACAGCCCAAGGCCUAUUGACAUGAGCAAUGUUACGCUUUCUAGGGACCUGCAUGCAAUGGCAGAGCUACUAGCAGAGAACUAUCAUAAUAUCUGGGCUAAAAAAAAGAAAAAUGAAUUGGAAGUUAAAGGAGGAGGAAACCACCCUUUGUUGGUGCCCUAUGAUACACUGACGGCGAAGGAGAAAGCCAGAGACCGAGAGAAAGCCCAGGAAAUCCUCAAGUUUCUUCAGAUCAAUGGUUAUGCAGUCUCAAGGGGUUUUAAAGAGAUGGAGUUGGAUACCCCUUCCAUUGAAAAAAGAUUUGCUUACAGCUUCCUGCAACAGCUCAUCAAAUAUGUUGAUCAGGCUCAUGAUUACAUAUUGCAGUUUGAUCUUUGUUCCACAAGUAAAGGAGAAAAAUUUGUGCAUGAGCAGGAAGUCAAGUUCUUUGCUAAGGUCGUUCUACCUCUGAUUGAUCAAUAUUUUAAGAACCACCGCCUGUAUUUCCUGUCUACUGCGAGUAACCCUCUCAGUAGUGGAGGCCAUGCAUCUAACAAGGAAAAGGAGAUGGUAACAAGCCUCUUCUGCAAACUUGGAGUGCUUGUCAGACAUAGGAUAUCACUGUUUGGGAAUGACGCCACAUCAAUUGUAAACUGUCUUCACAUAUUGGGCCAGACUUUGGAUGCCAGAACGGUGAUGAAGACUGGCCUGGAGUCUGUUAAGUUGGCUCUACGAGCCUUUUUUGAAAAUGCGGCAGAAGAUUUGGAAAAGACCAUAGAGAACCUUAAACUUGGUCAAUUCACUCACACCAGGACACAGCCAAAGGGAGUGACCCAGAUCAUCAAUUACACUACAGUGGCACUGCUACCAGUCUUGUCAUCAUUGUUUGAACACAUUGGACAGCACCAGUUUGGAGAAGAUCUGAUCUUGGAUGACGUACAAGUUUCUGGUUACAGAAUAUUAAGCAGCUUAUAUGCAUUGGGUACAGGGAAAAGCAUAUAUGUAGAAAGGCAGCGACCAGCAUUAGGGGAAUGUCUGGCAGCAUUGGCUGGAGCCUUUCCAGUUGCAUUCCUAGAAACUGACUCGAAUAAACACAAUCCAUUCUCGAGCUACAACACGAAGACACCGAAAGAUCGAGCAGCUUUGAAGUUACCGGCCAAAGUGGAAGAUAUGUGCCCCAAUAUUCCUUCUCUGGAAAGACUACUGGAUGAGAUCAUGGAGCUGACAGAAUCUGGGAUACGCUACACUCAGAUGCCCCAUGUGAUGGAAGUCAUUUUACCCAUGUUGUGCAGCUACAUGUCCCAUUGGUGGGAACAUGGGCCAGAGAAUAACCCUGAGAAGGCAGAGCAGUGUUGCACUGCUCUCACCUCCGAACACAUGAACACCCUUCUGGGCAACAUUCUGAAGAUAAUAUCUAACAACUUGGGCAUCGAUGAAGGAGCCUGGAUGAAAAGAUUAGCAGUGUUCUCACAGCCAAUUAUCAGCAAAGUGAAACCACAGCUCCUUAAAACACACUUCCUGCCUCUGAUGGAGAAGCUGAAAAAGAAAGUGGCCACCGUGGUGAUGGAAGAGGAACACCUUAAAUCAGAGGGCAGAGGAGACAUGUCUGAGGCUGAGCUGCUAAUUCUGGAUGAAUUUACUGUGCUCACCCGAGAUCUUUAUGCUUUCUACCCACUACUGAUCAGAUUUGUGGAUUAUAACCGCGCAAAAUGGCUCAAAGAACCAAAUCCUGAAGCAGAGGAGCUUUUCCGCAUGGUAGCCGAAGUAUUUAUCUACUGGGCAAAAUCUCACAAUUUUAAAAGAGAAGAACAGAACUUCGUGAUUCAGAAUGAAAUCAACAACAUGUCUUUCCUCAUUACUGAUACAAAGUCCAAGAUGUCAAAGGGAGGUGUGUCUGAUCAAGAGAGGAAGAAAUCAAAGAGGAAAGGAGAUCGCUAUUCUCUUCAAACUUCACUCAUUGUUGCAGCGUUGAAGAGACUGCUGCCUAUUGGGUUAAAUAUUUGUGCACCUGGUGACCAGGAAUUAAUCUCGUUAGCUAAAAAUAGAUUUAGUAUGAAAGAUACGGAAGAUGAAGUUAGAGAAAUAAUUCGCAAUAAUCUUCACCUUCAGGGGAAAUUGGAAGAUCCUGCCAUUAGGUGGCAGAUGGCCCUUUACAAAGAUCUACCUAACAGGAAUGAAGCUUCAUCUGAUCCAGAGAAAACAGUGAUACGUGUGCUGGAUAUUGCCAAUGUGAUCUUCCACUUGGAGCAGGUGGAGCAUCCCCAGAGAUCUAAAAAGGCUGUCUGGCACAAGCUGCUGUCAAAGCAACGUAAACGAGCAGUUGUGGCCUGCUUCCGGAUGGCUCCACUCUAUAAUUUACCACGGCACCGAGCUGUCAAUCUCUUCCUUCAAGGCUAUGAAAAGUCCUGGAUUGAGACUGAGGAACAUUAUUUUGAAGACAAGCUAAUAGAGGAUAUAGCUAAACCAGGGGAUGAAAAACCAGUGGAUGAAGAGGAGGGAACCAAACGCCUUGACCCUCUUCACCAACUUAUUCUACUUUUCAGUCGGACAGCUUUAACUGAAAAAUGCAAUCUCAAAGAAGAUUUCCUCUACAUGGCUUAUGCUGACAUUAUGGCAAAGAGCUGUCAUGUGGAAGAAGAUGAGGAUGGUGAGGAAGAAGUCAAAAGCUUUGAAGAGAAGGAAAUGGAGAAGCAAAAGCUUCUUUAUCAGCAAGCGAGACUCCACGACCGAGGAGCUGCUGAGAUGGUUCUGCAGAUGAUCAGCGCCAGCAAAGGGGAGAUGGGACCAAUGGUUGCAUCCACUCUAAAGCUUGGGAUUGCUAUUCUAAAUGGUGGAAACUCAACAGUUCAACAGAAAAUGCUGGACUGUCUAAAAGAGAAGAAGGAUGUAGGUUUCUUUCAGAGUCUCGCUGGCCUCAUGCAGUCUUGCAGUGUACUUGAUCUAAAUGCAUUUGAACGCCAAAACAAAGCAGAAGGGCUUGGCAUGGUGACAGAAGAGGGAUCAGUCAUCACUCAUGAGCGCGGUGAGAAGGUGAUGCAGGAUGAUGAGUUUACGUGUGAUCUCUUUCGAUUUCUCCAGCUGCUCUGUGAAGGUCACAACUCAGAUUUCCAGAAUUAUCUACGAACCCAGACGGGCAACAACACAACAGUCAAUAUCAUCAUUUCAACUGUGGACUACCUCUUGAGAGUUCAGGAAUCAAUCAGUGACUUCUACUGGUUUUAUUCUGGGAAGGACAUCAUUGAUGAACAGGGACAGCGCAAUUUCUCGAAGGCAAUCAAUGUGGCAAAGCAAGUGUUCAACACACUUACUGAGUACAUUCAGGGCCCCUGCACUGGGAAUCAACAAAGUCUGGCACAUAGCAGACUAUGGGAUGCAGUGGUUGGCUUUCUUCACGUGUUUGCCCAUAUGCAAAUGAAACUGUCCCAGGAUUCUAGCCAAAUUGAGCUGCUGAAGGAGUUGAUGGACCUUCAGAAGGAUAUGGUCGUUAUGCUGCUUUCAAUGCUGGAAGGUAAUGUCGUCAAUGGAACUAUUGGCAAGCAGAUGGUGGACAUGUUGGUAGAGUCUUCAAACAAUGUAGAAAUGAUCCUCAAAUUCUUUGACAUGUUCCUUAAGCUAAAGAACCUCACAUCAUCUGAUGCAUUCAAAGAAUAUGAUCCUGAUAGCAAAGGUCUAAUCACCAAAAGGGACUUCCAGAAGGCCAUGGAGAGUCAUAAACACUACACACAGUCAGAAACUGAAUUCCUACUCUCCUGUGCAGAGACUGACGAGAACGAGAUGCUAGAUUAUGAAGAGUUUGUUGAAAGAUUUCAUGAACCUGCAAAAGACAUUGGUUUCAAUGUUGCAGUGCUACUGACCAACUUGUCGGAGCACAUGCCCCAUGAUACUCGCCUGCAGACCUUCCUGGAGUUGGCAGAGAGUGUUCUCAACUAUUUUCAGCCUUUUCUUGGCCGUAUAGAGAUUAUGGGAAGUGCCAAACGGAUUGAGAGAGUCUACUUUGAGAUCAGUGAAUCCAGCAGGACACAGUGGGAGAAGCCACAAGUAAAGGAAUCUAAGAGACAAUUCAUCUUCGACGUUGUGAAUGAAGGAGGAGAGAAAGAAAAGAUGGAACUGUUUGUGAAUUUCUGUGAAGACACUAUCUUUGAAAUGCAGUUAGCUGCACAGAUCUCGGAGUCAGAUUCCACUGAGAGGUCUGUGAGUAAAGAGGAGACACAAAAGGAUAAAAUGGAGGAAGAAGAUCCCAAAAUGAACUUUUUCUCCAUGACAACAAUUAGAUCUGCCUUAAUGGCUCUCAGGUAUAAUGUGAUGAUUCUCAUGAAGUUGCUCACAACUAAAAGCCUCAAAAAACAGAUGAAGAAAAUUAAAAAAAUGACAAUGAAGGACAUGGUUAUGACCUUGUUUGCUUUCUAUUGGAGUUUAUUGAUUGGGUUCUCCCAUUUUGUAUUUAGUGUUUUCCGUGGAUUCUUCCGCAUCAUGUAUAGCACUUUCUUGGGGGGCAGCCUUGUUGAGGGAGCCAAGAAGAUCAAAGUUACAGAACUUUUAGCCAACAUGCCAGAUCCAACACAUGAUGAGGUACGAGGUGAACUUGGAGAAGGAGAGGGGAAAGUUACACAAUCAACCCUGCCUUCAGAAGACUUGACUGACCUAACGGCUAUCACCGAGGAGAGUGACUUCCUGUCUGAUAUCUUUGGUUUAGACUUACGACGUGAGGGAGGCCAAUACAAACUAAUACCACACAAUCCCAACGCUGGUGUGAGGGAUCUAAUUAGUCCACCUUACCUCACUGUUCCACUUCCAGAACUUCGAAGCAGCCAACAGGAGAAAACAAAGGAAGAUGAGACAAAUGAAAAAGAAGACCAUAAAGUUGAGUCAGAGAAAGCCGAAGGGGAGAAUGGAGAAAAAGAGGAAAAAAAUACAGAAAAGAAGUCCCGUCGACGAAGAAGAAGACAGCAACAUGCACAGAAAGUUGAAGAACCAGAAGUGCAAGAAUCUGCCUUCUGGAAGAAAAUUACAGCAUAUCAGCAGAAGCUACUUAAUUACUUUGCACGCAAUUUCUACAACAUGAGGAUGCUGGCAUUGUUUGUCGCCUUUGCAAUUAACUUCAUUCUCCUGUUCUAUAAGGUCUCCACUUCUCCAACCCUAGAAGAGAAAGAAUGUAAACACCCAGGAUACUAUCAGGAAGGUGGAGGUUCUCGAUGGAGCAGUAUGGGAAAUGGGCACAGGGUCACAGUGCAUUAUGUUCUCCAAGAAAGCAGUGGCUAUAUGGAACCCACCCUGCGAAUUCUAGCCAUCCUGCAUACUGUCAUCUCAUUUUUCUGCAUCAUUGGCUACUACUGUUUAAAAGUCCCUCUGGUUAUUUUCAAGAGAGAGAAAGAGGUUGCCAGGAAGUUGGAGUUUGAUGGGUUAUACAUCACAGAGCAACCUUCAGAGGAUGACAUCAAGGGACAAUGGGAUAGGCUGGUCAUAAACACACAAUCAUUUCCUUAUAACUACUGGGACAAGUUUGUGAAAAGAAAGGUUAUGGAUAAGUAUGGUGAAUUCUAUGGGAGAGAUAGGAUCAGCGAACUGCUGGGAAUGGAUAAAGCUGCUUUAGAUUUCAGUGAUGCUCAGGAGAAGAAGAAACCCAAGAGGGAUAACUCCUUCUCUGCAGUGCUGAACUCCAUUGAUGUCAAGUAUCAAAUCUGGAAGUUGGGAGUAGUAUUCACAGACAAUUCCUUCUUGUACCUUGCCUGGUACAUGACCAUGUCAGUGCUGGGACAUUAUAACAACUUUUUCUUUGCUGCCCAUUUGCUGGAUAUUGCAAUGGGAUUUAAAACAUUACGUACCAUCCUAUCAUCUGUGACACACAAUGGCAAACAGCUGGUAUUAACUGUGGGCUUAUUGGCCGUUGUGGUGUAUCUGUACACAGUGGUUGCUUUUAAUUUCUUUCGCAAAUUCUACAACAAAAGUGAGGAUGGAGACACGCCAGACAUGAAGUGUGAUGAUAUGCUGACGUGUUACAUGUUUCACAUGUACGUCGGUGUCCGUGCUGGUGGAGGUAUCGGUGAUGAGAUCGAAGACCCAGCUGGGGAUGAAUACGAAAUCUAUCGAAUUAUCUUUGAUAUCACCUUCUUCUUCUUUGUGAUCGUCAUCCUGUUGGCCAUCAUUCAAGGUCUAAUUAUUGAUGCUUUUGGUGAACUAAGAGAUCAGCAAGAGCAAGUUAAAGAAGAUAUGGAGACCAAGUGCUUCAUUUGUGGGAUUGGCAAUGACUACUUCGACACAGUCCCUCAUGGCUUUGAGACUCACACGCUGCAGGAGCAUAAUUUGGCAAAUUACCUGUUUUUCUUGAUGUAUCUAAUUAACAAAGAUGAAACAGAACACACCGGCCAGGAAUCCUACGUAUGGAAAAUGUAUCAGGAACGUUGCUGGGAAUUCUUCCCUGCCGGAGAUUGCUUCCGUAAGCAGUACGAGGACCAGCUCAACUGA
Molecule: messenger RNA, 14709 nt
Organism: Rhincodon typus (whale shark)
Lineage: Eukaryota; Metazoa; Chordata; Chondrichthyes; Orectolobiformes; Rhincodontidae
Gene: ryr2a
Product: ryanodine receptor 2a (cardiac)
Exons: 102
Coding region: 1-14709 (4902 amino acids)
Biological process (GO): intracellular calcium ion homeostasis; calcium ion transmembrane transport
Cellular component (GO): smooth endoplasmic reticulum; sarcoplasmic reticulum membrane; calcium channel complex
Molecular function (GO): protein binding; calcium ion binding; ryanodine-sensitive calcium-release channel activity
Source: RefSeq, a predicted model, not a curated record